This is a messenger RNA of Paramisgurnus dabryanus, 6126 nucleotides long. RefSeq names its product pleckstrin homology-like domain, family B, member 2a (gene phldb2a). The record is from RefSeq and is a predicted model, not a curated record. Gene Ontology annotation, biological process: regulation of microtubule cytoskeleton organization. Gene Ontology annotation, molecular function: protein binding. NCBI's taxonomy places the organism in Eukaryota, Metazoa, Chordata, Actinopteri, Cypriniformes, Cobitidae. Gene Ontology annotation, cellular component: basal cortex.
UUUACAUUGCGACAUCAACUUCUCACGGACAUUUAAAUGUUAAGAGAUGGAAAUUCAUUCAGCAGUUUUUCUGUGGUACUUCACUAUAAAAACACAACAGUUCGUUAAACAAGAAACCGGAGAUGUUUACAGGGUGAUUUAAAUGAGGGAUCAAAGCGUCCGUCGAGCUCACAGCAUGAAGACUGAAUACUAAAACGAAACACACUAAAAACAUAGAGCUUAUUAUGUGCUCUACUGGUACUGACACGAGCGACAUUUUCACAUCACAGGAAACCCUGUUGGAUGUAAUUGACACUGGGAGUGGCCUAAAGCUGAUGACAGCCACACCCCACCUGAUCAGUUUGGGCAGUGUGCAUCUCAACUUUUCCAUAACUUUAAUAGCGCUUACAAAAGAAUUGAAUCACAUUGCCUGUGAGGAUGCAGGGUUACCACAAGAUAAUCCAGGGCUGCAGCCGCACCACUGUGUCAUCACCAACAGAGAUGGAGUAAUAACUUUACACCCUGGUGAAAAUAUCAGUCUGGAUGGAAUUCGUGUCAGCAAGCCAACGGAGCUCACACAUGGGUGCGCUCUUUGUCUGGGUAAAUCUUUCUUCCGUUUCAACCACCCAGAAGAGGCGAAACGCAUGAAGAACAUGCUGCAGGAGAAGACUGCCGGACCCACGCUGUCCCUUAGCACGGAUGCAACCAAGCUUCAUUCAAAUGGUGGCACAUUGGGUGGAUCAAGUGUCCGUGGCACUCGCUCGAAGGCGGAGCUUCAGGAGUUGAUGGAAAGCUUACAGCGCCGGAAAUCAGCUUUGGAAGCCAGUUUAAAGGCUACAGCAGAACGAGGUUACAUCGCUCUGUCCUCACCCCCGAGUCCCCAAUCAGCUUCUAACUAUCUACAAGAGCGCCCGCCUCUUUCAAUCAGAGUCCCCUCUCCUUACACACCAACCAGCAACUUGAGCAUGCCACCAUCCCCCCACCAAUCAGAGCGUCCAUUAAGCCCAGUCCCAAACCAAUCCCGAACCCGUCACCAAUCACAAGACAACCUCUUACUUUGCCAAUCUUCUGACAUGCGGCAACCCAACGCUACCACCUCGCUUCUCUCCAUGUGGAACGGCUCCAAUUCGUCCUACGUGAACGAAAGUCUUCCUCCAUCUCGCCGAGGUCCGAGCGGGGCAGCCAGCAUGCCCUCCAGCCCUCGCUUGGGGCGGAGGUUGUUCGCCAGAGACGGGGAUUUAGCCGCAGAGCCGACGCUCCGGCAAAGGAAGUACUCCACCGGCUCCCUGAAUGGCCUGGGAGGACAUAGCCGCUCUCUGCCUCGGCUGUAUCGUGGAGACACCCCUAUGCUUUCUUUGCCACCCCGUCGCACCAAACCACGUCGCAGCCUUCCAGCCAUGGAGAAACCCCCAGAUGUGACGGUGAUAGCCAGCAUGCCCAGCAGCCCCCGUAGGGCCAGCCUCUGUUCUGUGGGCUCGGCCCCGUGUUUGGACCUGGGUGUAGGAGAAAGGCGCCAGUCUUUUGGUAAAGGAGGAGUGGGGCCAGGGAUGGGGCAGAGGAGGGGUAGUAUCAGUUCGCUGAGUGGAAAAGAAGAGUUGAGAGAUUAUCAUCAGAGACAAAGAGAUGAGAGACUCAGAGAACAGGAGGUGGAGAGACUGGAACGACAGCGUCUGGAAACCAUCCUGUGCCUAUGCUCUGAGCUUGGCCGAUCUGAUUUCAGUCGGACGGAGACCGACUCGGGCGUCUCGGCCGUGUCUGACCUGCAGAAGAUCAAUCGUGAGCUGGAGAAGCUGCAGGUGUCGGAUGACGAGUCCGUGUUUUCGGACUCUGCCGGAGUGUCUGUGGAGAGCGGGUUUGUGGGUAAGACUCGGGGAGAGAUCAUGACCCAGAGGCAGCGCAGACUCAGUGGACACAUACCCCAGUCACCCACAACUUCCAUGCGAAGCUCAGUCCCAUCACCCUCGCUACAUCUUCGCAACAAGGUGUCUGAAGACAUGCAGCUGCGACAAGAGGUCACACGUAUAGAAGAGGAAAGAAUUCAGGUGCUCAACAAUAUUGAGGAACUGGAACAGAAGAUCAGAGAUCUGGACACACAGAUGGACGAGUCGAUCAGGGAGAUGGAGGUAGAGCGAGCUCUUCUGGAUGGGGAGCAGGAGGCUGAGUUGGCUCAGCUACAAAGCGAUAAAGACGAGCUGGAACAACUCAAGGAAAAAAUGGGCAGCAUGGAGAAAAGUGCUCAAAACAAUCAAACUCAGGACAAAGCCCUGUUGGAGGCAGAAAGAGUUAAAAUAGAGAGGCUAGCUGAGCUGAUCUCAGAACAGAGGACCCAGUUGGACAACUGUCCAGAAGCACUGAAGGAGCAGCUCCACAAUCAGCUAUCCAGGGACAACGAAGCUUUGGAAAUACAGACAAAGCGUUUUGAAGACUUGGAGUUUCAGCAGUUAGAAAAAGAAAGCCGUCAAGAUGAGGAGAAGGAGACUCAGACGCAACAUCUCCUCCAAGAGAUGGCUGAAUAUCAGAGGUCUCUCAUAAAUCGCAAGGAGAGGCUGCUUACUCUUAAGAAGCAGUCGACUCAGAUUACCCAGCAGGCUCAGCGGGAAAAAGAAAACUUUUUAAAGGAGAAGAGCAAUCUUAUUUAUAUGCUGCAAAGGGAGCGUGAGAAUCUCUCUGCUCUGGAAAGAAAGUACGCUGAACUUACAGGUGGUCAGGCCUUUCCUCUCAAUCCUGUGUCUAUGAAGCAGCACUUUCGCUCGCUGGAGGAAAAGAGGCGGAGCAAUGGCACUAAAGAGGGCGGAACUAUUAUGAGUGACAGCAGAGUGUCCCGUAAGAGAGAUCGGCAGAGUUCCGGCACUUUAAACGCCACUCUUAAUCGCAGUCUGUCUCCUAAGUCCCAUAUGCCACUGUCUCAGAGCUCAAGCUGUGGUAGUGUACUGCCUCGUACCCUAUCCGUCACCUCCCGUGACCUGGACACUCGCCGACUGAUCAAGGAAGCAAAAAAUCUAAUGGUGGCAUGGUGGCUUAAGACUUUUGCGCAGUAUUCAGGUCAGAUGUUUCUAAAUGAUGAGAGGCAGAGAAUGAGUGAGAUGUCAAAUAGGGCGGUUUCAGAGACAAACGUCUACCUGGAUACGUUUCACUACAUGGAUAACGGACACAACUUUGACACGAUGAGUGUGGACAGCGCGGAGAGCCUGGAAACCAGCAUUUCCGCAUGUUCACCUGACAACAUUUCAAGCACCAGCACAGCUAACAUGAUGAAGAUAGAGGAGAUGGAACGCAUGCUGAGAGAAGCUCAAGCCGAGAAGCACAGAUUACUGGAGCACAGGGAGCGAGAGAUGGAGUUGCGGAGACAGGCUCUUGAAGACGAGAGGAGGAGAAGAGAGGAGUUGGAGAGGAGACUUCAGGAGGAGACGAACAGACGACAGAAGAUGGUGGAGAGAGAGUCUCGGCCGUUGACACGUUACCUGCCGGUAAGGAAAGAUGAUUUUGACCUGAGAGGUCACAUCGAGGCAGCGGGUCAUCAUCCCGGGACAUGUUUUCACCUGGCCAUCACCGAGAAGACCUGCAGAGGCUUCCUGGUCAAAAUGGGUGGAAAGAUCAAAACCUGGAAGAAGCGCUGGUUCGUCUUUGACCGUAACCGCAGGACGCUGGCGUAUUAUGCUGAUAAACAUGAAACCAAAAUGAAAGGUGUGAUAUACUUCCAAGCCAUAGAAGAAGUGUACUAUGACCAUCUGAAGAAUGCACACAAGAGCCCGAACCCCUCCCUGACGUUUAGCGUGAAGACGCACGAUCGAGUCUAUUACAUGGUUGCUCCUUCUCCAGAGGCCAUGAGAAUCUGGAUGGAUGUUAUCGUCACCGGAGCGGAAGGAUACACCCACUUCCUGGUGUGAUCGGGUCUUUGUUAAACAACCCAAAGUGACCUUCACGGUUCUGACAUUUUUUUUUAAUUAUUUCUCAAAUAUUUGGACUGAUCUCGAAAUCAGCAGGUUGGAAGACGGCCUGGCCUGAAGUCCUGCACUCAACCAUGAGAUGUUUUGGAAGAACGAUCCUGUUUGAUGUUUUAAAGGCAGCUUUUAGACUUCAAAGGUAUCUUUUAACAGCUUUUGAAUUGUUCGACCAUAUUCGACCCCCUUGCCCAUCAUUUCCAGGAUAGGACUACACACAGUAUAAGAAAACACUCGUGUGGUCUUUAAAAGCAUUCUGCAAAGUGCAAACUGGCCACGAAGCUUUGACCUGAAUAUACCUCAAUGAAACAACUGGUGUUUCUCUCUUUUGCUCAUUAAAAUGAUGCCAAAGACUUCCUGAUGUGCCAAACAGACUGUAACGUUACCACAGUGGACCUUAACAAAUCAGUAUUCAGGACUGUUUUUAUAUUCUGUACAUAAAUUUAGCUGUAGCAUCUACUACUUAAAACACUUAUUAGUGUUAUUUCGUAUUUACCAGUUGUGCCUCCCUGUUGCUCAGGAAUAUCACGGAUGUGUUAUUAUAUAUAUACACCAAAGACGAGCUGAAUUUGUAUUUCAGCAUACUUGAAUGUAAUGCCAUAUACCCAUCAUUUCAGAUAAGUGUCUAACAGAUGUAUUUAUAGCACUAAAAUCUAGACAGGGAUAUGUGGACAAAGCUGAAUCUGAUGAUGUAUUAUUAGAUGCACUGACCUCUUGUCAUUGAUUAUAAUGAGAGCGCAGUACCACAACUGACCAGCAGAGAUCAGUUUUCUUGUAGUCACGUUGUAGGGGUUACUUUUAUGUGACCGAAAAAGUCAAACAUGUAAAAUGUUAAUGGUUUAACAACAAAUCUAUAUGCAUGACUAAGCUAAUAUUUAGUAUCUAAAAUAUAUUAUGAAGUAUUUAGGAUCAUUUAUUGAAUUUAGAUUUCGUGAAUAUUAAUGCAAAAAGGGUUGAUUUAUUAAGAUGUCGGUACAGGCGCUAUAUGGUAAACAAAGCUUUGCAUCACGCUGUGUUGUGAGCUGUUAUUCAUCCGGAUAUAAAAAUAUAUCAGACAUCUGUUUGGCAAAUGCAAAAAGAGUCUUAGCUGACUUAUCAGUACUUCAUUAUUUUACUGGGGUACUCAGGGUUCCCACAGGUCCUUGAAAUCUUUAAAAGUUUGUGAAUCUGGGGGGAAAAAAUUCAAGGCCCUGGAAAGUUUUUGAAAAUAUACAUACAUAGAUACAGGUCAUUGAAAGUGCUUGAAUCUAUUUUAUAUAAGAAGUUUUCUGGAAAAAAAAUCAAUAUUAUUCCCUGAAGUGUAGUGUAGGAUAAUAUCAUCAAAAUUCUAGACUUUUUAAGUACACGUGCUAAACUGUUCGCUUUAAAUGCUUAUAUUAUCUUCUGUAUGCGAAUGUUGAUUCAUACCAAAAUGCUUUUUUGCAUAUUUGUGUUUGACACAUGAAAACGUCUCGGGUUACGUAUGCAACUGAGAAGGGAACGAGACGCUGCGUCUCCCUUGCCAUACUUCAUGCGUCCCUGUAACGCCGUCUUUGGCAAUAUUUCAGAUAGCGAUAUACUUCCUGGCUUCCGUGUAACCCUGUCUUUGUCGUUAAGCCUCACCAUUGGUUGAAUUUGAUAUACACGUUCAGACGCACUUACCCCUGGAGGCGUCCCCAAAGUGUCACCGCAGUGACACAGCGCGAGUUCCCUCGAAAGGGAACUGUAACGAUGUAUCUUAAAAGGUAACACGAUGUAACCUUGCUCUCACCUGAAAUGUGUCCCCACAUUUAGUCCUUGAAUUUGAGGGUAUUGGACCUGGAAAGUCCUUGAAAGGUCCUUGAAUUUGAAGUUAACUACGGUGUGGGAACCCUGGGUACUGCAAAUAUGCAUUUUAUGAAUAGAUGUAAGCAAUAGUUAAGAAUGAAAUAAGCUGAAUAAUACUGAACCCAUAUCUUCAGAUAUUAUGUGUGUCCUUAAUCAGAUUCAGCAGGUAGACAACACAUUCCUGUAAAAGAACAGAAGUGUCAUAUGGACAGUAGCAUACAAUAAUUAGCUAUUUAAUAUAUAUAUCAUGAUAUUUUUGUAUUCAGUCUUUUCAGUAUUUUUUAAACCCCUAAGUGUUUAUGGGAUAAAAGCAAUAUUUUUAUCAUAAGCAUGAAUUUUAUUCUCAUUUAAAUGUGAACUAUAAUUAAAAAUAUGUAUGAGUUAAAUAAGUACAGCUUGA